AUGCCCGUGCCCGUCGCGUCCACGGCCGCCGUGGCGCCCUACUCCGUUCUACCGGUGGACAACCGGCAGCCUACCAAGCCUGCCAAGAGCCCCAAGACCGUGCACUUCGCCAGCACCAAAGAGCUCGAGACGCACAGACCGCACUUGGACUCGCACUACCCGACGCCGCCGAUGGCCCGGGCCGUGCCCCAAAACGGGUCCACCACACGUCGUUACACCAUCGACGAGGUAGAACUCUACUUCAGCGAAGACCGGCCCGAGUGCCCCGUGGGCUCCCGAGACUACGCCGUGCGGAAAGCCGCCAGACGCGAGCAUUUCGUGCUCUGCGGGUUCAUGGAGACCCGCCGGGUGAAAAUGGGCCUCACCACGUGGACCAAAUGCUGGGCGGAACUGUACCACGGCAUCCUGGUGCUGCGCAAGUAUAAAGACACCGUGCAACGCAAACGGUCCUUGGUGCCCGUCGCCUCCAGCAGACUCGAGUUCCUCGACUUUAAGCAGAAUGUCAUGCAAAUCGACUUCCUGUACCAGGGCAGGAGCGAGACCAGCAUCCUCCGCUUCCAGACCAAGCAGGACAUGUUCCUCUGGUGGUGGUCGAUCCAGGUGGCGGCCCGCGUGCCGAUGGAGCCGCAGCUGCUGCACAAGUGCAUGGGGCGAGCCACGCUGUCCCCGUUCCAGAUCAAGGAGGGCACGUACCAAGUGGACAACGUCCUGUUCCCCAAAUUUACGCAGCCAGAGCUUAACCCGCUCAACAAGAAGAUGGCAGCUCCUCGGGGGGUUACGCACCUCAUUUUCAUUCGGCACGGAGAGACCGAGAACAUUAAUUUCCGGGUUUGUGACCGAGACAAGAGACUCACCAAGCGUGGAGAAGAGCAAGCCCAGAUCACGGCGAAAUUCUUCAACAAGGUGUUUAAAGGACGCGGGAAUGGCCGCCCGAGUGUCACGUUGGUGUACGGAGGCUUGCGACGAACGGUGGAGACGGCCGCGGUGUUCGCCAAAGCCAUGCCGUGGAUCAGUAACAAGUACGAGUGCUGCUUCUUGGAGGACGGCGCGCCCAAGAACGUGGACAGUUUCCAGCGGUUCGACUACCGCGAGUCGAUGCACAAGAUGGCGUUCCAGAACAUUUGCCGGUGGGACGGAGACAACGAGCUGGUGCGGGGACCCAAGGGCGAGCUGGAGAACUUCAAGAUCAUCAUCGCGCACACCAGCUUUAUCCAGUAUUGUAUGGCGCAGUGCUACGAUGUGCCUAAGGAGAUCAUUCAGCUCGGAGCCCCCAUCAGCCACUGCAGCUUGACGCGGAUUGACGUGAGGCCGAACGAUGAGAUGACAGGCAAAUUCUCGAACCGAGUCUCGCACCUGCCGCUCACUCACCAGACCAGUGAGUAA
Messenger RNA from Phytophthora sojae, 1383 nucleotides. RefSeq lists its product as hypothetical. The transcript has a single exon. NCBI's taxonomy places the organism in Eukaryota, Oomycota, Peronosporomycetes, Peronosporales, Peronosporaceae. Gene Ontology annotation, biological process: positive regulation of mitochondrial fission. The coding region runs from base 1 to 1383 and encodes 460 amino acids. Gene Ontology annotation, cellular component: mitochondrion. The record is from RefSeq and is a predicted model, not a curated record.